CCAAAGACGAGUAAAGUCCACUCAAGUUAUAUGAUCCAAAGACUUUCACUGCUUCAACUUUAUGUUUGUGACUCGUGAAGAUCAACACGUAGAGCGACAGAGACUACUUAAGACCGGCUGCUGUGGGUGUGUGUUCAGUGUGUGUUCAGUGUGUGUUCAGUGUGUGUUCAGUGUGUGGCUCUGAGAGAACCAUGUCGUCGUUGUUUCAGGUCUUUGGUAAAAACGGAUCUGAAACUCCAGAGCCGGUGAAAGCUCAGGUGGAAGGCUCCAUCCCAUCAUGGCUGCAGGGCACUCUGCUGAGGAACGGGCCCGGGCUGUUCUCUGUGGGAAACUCUGAGUAUAACCACUGGUUUGACGGCAUGUCACUUAUCCACAGCUUCACCUUCAUUAACGGUGAGGUGACUUACAGAAGUAAGUUUCUGAAGAGCAACACGUACAAGAGGAACGUGACGGCAGACAGGAUUGUCGUCUCCGAGUUUGGAACGAUGAUCUACCCAGAUCCCUGCAAGAACAUAUUUUCCAGGGCGUUCACACACCUCUCCAAUGUCAUCCCUGACUUCACUGACAACAACUUGAUUAACAUCAUCCGCUACGGCCAGGACUACUACGCCUCCUCUGAGGUCAACUACAUGAACCAGAUCGAUCCUGCUACUCUGGAAACCGUUGGCAGGAUUAACUACAGGAACCACAUCGCCUUAAACCUUGCCACGGCCCACCCUCACUACGACGACGAGGGCAACACCUACAACAUGGGGACCGCCAUCAUGGGCUUCGGUCGGCCAAAGUACGUCAUCUUCAAGGUGCCAGCUGAUGCUUCAGAUAAAGAGCAGAACAAGCCAGCGCUGAGGAAAGUCCAGCAGGUCGCUUCGAUUCCGUUUCGUUCCACUCUCUUCCCCAGCUACUUCCACAGCUUCGGGAUGACUGAAAACUACAUCGUGUUCGUGGAGCAGCCCUUCAAACUGGACAUCCCGAGACUGGCCACCGCGUACUUCAGAGGGGUCAACUGGGGGAGCUGCCUCAAAUACGACAAGAACGACACGACCUUAUUCCACGUCGUCAACAGAAAGACAGGAAAGGCCGUGUCCACUCGUUUCUAUGGCGACGCCUUUGUGGUUUUCCACCACAUCAACGCGUACGAAGACGACGGUCACGUUGUGUUUGACCUGAUCACCUACAAGGACAGUAACCUGUACGACAUGUUCUACAUCCAGAACAUGAGGCAGUCGGCCGAGAACUUCGUCGAGGCUAACAAGAAAUUCAGCCCGCCAAUCUGCAAGAGGUUCGUGCUGCCGCUCAACGUCCAGCAGGAUUCUCCCAGAAGAACAAACUUGGUGACUCUGAAGGAUACGACGGCUAAGGCAGUGGUUCAGGACAACGGCUCCGUCUACUGCCAGCCUGACACUCUGUUUGAAGGUCUCGAGCUGCCCGGGAUCAACUAUAAGUUCAACACCAAGAGUUACAGAUACUUCUACGGCUCCAGGGUGGAGUUUUCUCCUCAUCCCAACAAGAUCGCCAAGUUUGACAUCUUCACCAGGACAUACACUCUGUGGCAGCAGGAGAACUGCUUCCCUUCAGAGCCUGUGUUUGUGGCGUCUCCUGGAGCCGUUGAGGAGGACGAUGGGGUGAUUUUAACGUCCGUCAUCUCUCCAGAUCCAAAGAUCUCUCCGUUCAUGCUCGUGCUCAACGCCAAAACCAUGGAGGAGAUUGCCAGAGCCUCCAUCCCCGCCAGCGUCCACAUGGACCUGCACGGAUAUUUCAUCCCCGGCUAAAAAAACCUUAUGAGAAGAACUCAAAUUACUCUCUAAAAGGAGCAGUGUAACUUUGUAUCUUUUAAAAUGGGUACCACAGUCCAAAUUGAAAACAUCAUCGAGAGCUGUCUCCCCCCCCCCCCUCCUCUCUAGAGUCGAUGCUCAUGCAGGUCACCAUGUGGUGGACUCUGAAGCUUCAG
Messenger RNA from Labrus bergylta (ballan wrasse), 1948 nucleotides. It is a transcript of the gene bco1l, whose product is annotated as beta-carotene oxygenase 1, like. Gene Ontology annotation, biological process: carotene catabolic process; retinal metabolic process. The record is from RefSeq and is a predicted model, not a curated record. NCBI's taxonomy places the organism in Eukaryota, Metazoa, Chordata, Actinopteri, Labriformes, Labridae. Gene Ontology annotation, molecular function: carotenoid dioxygenase activity; beta-carotene 15,15'-dioxygenase activity.